AACGCGGGCUGGCAGGAGGAGGGCACUGCUGCCAUUCACACCAAGAGGACUUUGUAAAUAUUGAGGUGUCAUUAGUAUCUAUGUCUUGCAUAUCCCCCCAGGAGCAAUGCAGAUUUCCACAAGGGCUAUUAUUCUGACACGUAAGAACGGACAUAUUGCGUCAGACCAAUGGUUCAUCUAGCCUAGUAUCCUGUCUUCUGACAGUGUCCAAUGCCUGGUGCCCCAGAGGAAAUGAACAGAACAAGCAAUUAUUGGAAGUUGGAAGCUAGGAACACAGAGCAUGGGCUUGAAUACCUGCCUAUCCUGCUUCGACUCCCUUCUCUCCAGUGUCUGCUGUGGGGAGAGGCUGUUAGCGGCCUGCAGCCAGCACACCCUGUCCUACACCACUCCCUGCAGCGACUGGCACAGGGAUCUCCUCCACUGUUAUGAUGAAGCCCUUCUGGAUGAGACCAGUAACCAGAGCUCCUUGUCGGACGUUUACCAGCUCAAGGUCGACAGCAGCCCAAACUCGAGCCUCAGCCCCCAACAGAGCGAGUCAAUGAGUCCUGCACAUACGUCCGACUUCCGCACGGACGAUUCGCAGCCACCUACGCUGGGGCAGGAGAUCCUGGAAGAGCCCUGCUUGCCUUCCUCGGAAGUUGCAGAUGAGCCUCCCACUCUCACGAAGGAGGAGCCUGUCCCUCUUGAGACUCAGGAAACUGAAGAGGAGGAUUCUGGGGCGCCGCCUCUGAAGAGGUUUUGUGCUGAUCAGAACUCUGUGUGCCACACAGCCUCGGAGAGCUAGGGAUGGGCCCCUCCCGCCAGCUCCCCACACCCCGCUGCAGAGCCCUCUCCUGGGACAGGCCCCUCCUGGCAGCCCCCGCAGAGCCGGCCCGCCCUCCCCAGGGACACGGGCCCCUCCCGCCAGCCCCCCGCAGAGCCGGCCUGCCCUCCCCAGGGACGGGCCCCUCCCGCCAGCCCCCCGCAGAGCCGGCCUGCCCUCCCCAGGGACGGGCCCCUCCCGCCAGCCCCCCGCAGAGCCGGCCUGCCCUCCCCAGGGACGGGCCCCUCCCGCCAGCCCCCCGCAGAGCCGGCCUGCCCUCCCCAGGGACACGGGCCCCUCCCGCCAGCACCCCACAGAGCCGGCCUGCCCUCCCCAGGGAUGGGCCCCUCCCGCCAGCCCCCCGCAGAGCCGGUCUGCCCUCCCCAGGGACGGGCCCCUCCCGCCAGCCCCCCGCAGAGCCAGCCCGCCCUCCCCAGGGACGGGCUCUUCCCACCAACUCCCCGCAGAGCCAGCCUGCCCGCCCCCGGGACUGCCCGCCCGGC
Messenger RNA from Mauremys mutica (yellowpond turtle), 1305 nucleotides. RefSeq names its product BAF chromatin remodeling complex subunit BCL7B (gene BCL7B). Bases 281 to 784 code for a protein of 167 amino acids. The record is from RefSeq and is a predicted model, not a curated record. NCBI's taxonomy places the organism in Eukaryota, Metazoa, Chordata, Testudines, Geoemydidae. The transcript is spliced from 4 exons.